ACUCAUCCUUCCCUCUGCUCCCAUAUAUAUAAUCCCAACUCUCUCCCAGUCUCUGUAUUAUCUUCGGUCUCUGCUUAAAGCCGCGUGUUUAACAGAUAAGACUCAACUCUCAAGCUUUCCUCGAUCAAAGAUGGCGUCAGUUCAUGCUACCAUAACACCAGCUGUUGGUAAGAGUGGGAACCAUUCUUACCCUACGAAAUCACUAAAUACUGCCUUCUUGCCUGGGUUUGACGUGGUUGGACGUGUUUCUGGUGCAUGCAAGAACUCAUACCCUUCAUCUAUUACCUUAACUCCUAGAGCCACUUUAACCUCUGAACCCAUGGAAAACAGUACAGUGAAAGCCAAAAACAAUAAACAUACAGUUGAUCCUUCAUCUCCCGACUUUCUGCCGCUUCCUUCAUUUGAACAAUGUUUCCCAAAAAGCACAAAAGAACACAAGGAAGUUGUUCACGAAGAAACUGGGCAUGUGCUCAAAGUACCCUUUCGUCGGGUUCAUCUAUCUGGUGAUGAACCAAACUUUGACAAUUAUGACACUAGUGGUCCUCAAAACAUCAGCCCGCGUACUGGAUUGCCUAAACUUCGGAAGGACUGGGUCGAUAGGAGGGACAAAUUAGGUGCACCAAGAUACACACAGAUGUAUUAUGCCAAGCAAGGAAUCAUUACUGAGGAAAUGUUGUUUUGUGCCACUCGUGAGAAGCUGGAUCCGGAGUUUGUGAGGUCAGAGGUUGCUCGCGGGCGGGCAAUCAUCCCUUCCAACAAGAAACAUUUGGAGUUGGAGCCCAUGAUUGUGGGUAGAAAAUUCUUGGUGAAAGUAAAUGCAAAUAUUGGAAACUCUGCUGUUGCAAGUUCUAUUGAAGAAGAAGUUUAUAAAGUCCAAUGGGCGACCAUGUGGGGAGCUGAUACUGUCAUGGACCUCUCUACCGGUCGUCACAUACAUGAAACUCGUGAGUGGAUAUUGCGUAACUCAGCCGUACCAGUAGGAACCGUUCCCGUAUAUCAGGCACUUGAAAAAGUGAAUGGAAUAGCUGAAAACCUCACGUGGGAGAUUUUCAGGGAAACACUGAUUGAACAAGCUGAGCAGGGUGUAGACUAUUUUACUAUUCAUGCCGGGGUCUUACUUCGAUACAUCCCUCUAACAGCAAAAAGAAUGACAGGAAUUGUAUCACGUGGUGGAUCUAUUCAUGCAAAGUGGUGUUUGGCCCAUCAUAAAGAAAACUUUGCUUACGAACACUGGGACGACAUACUUGACAUCUGUAAUCAGUACGAUAUAUCUCUAUCGAUUGGUGACGGGCUGAGACCUGGUUCAAUUUAUGAUGCCAACGACACUGCUCAAUUUGCAGAGCUCUUAACUCAGGGCGAACUGACUCGUAGAGCAUGGGAAAAAGAUGUGCAGAUAAUGAAUGAAGGACCUGGACACGUUCCGAUGCAUAAGAUCCCUGAAAACAUGCAAAAACAGCUCGAGUGGUGUAAUGAAGCUCCGUUCUACACUCUCGGUCCUUUAACUACGGAUGUAGCUCCUGGCUAUGACCACAUUACCUCUGCCAUUGGUGCUGCCAAUAUUGGGGCUCUUGGCACGGCUCUUCUCUGUUAUGUUACACCGAAAGAGCACCUAGGAUUGCCAAAUCGUGAUGAUGUGAAGGCUGGAGUAAUAGCAUAUAAGAUAGCUGCUCAUGCAGCUGAUCUAGCCAAAGGUCACCCACAUGCUCAAUCAUGGGAUGAUGCACUGAGCAAGGCGAGAUUCGAGUUCCGAUGGAUGGAUCAAUUUGCUUUGUCAUUGGACCCUAUGACUGCCAUGUCCUUCCAUGAUGAAACCUUGCCAUCAGAAGGUGCCAAGGUGGCUCACUUCUGUUCCAUGUGUGGACCUAAGUUCUGCUCCAUGAAGAUAACCGAGGAUGUGCGGAAGUAUGCUGAAGAACACGGGUACGGGAGUGCAGAGGAAGCUCUGAAGCAAGGGAUGGAUGCUAUGAGUGCUGAGUUCUUGGCUGCAAAGAAAACCGUUAGUGGUGAACAACAUGGUGAAACUGGUGGAGAAAUCUACUUGCCUGCAAGCUACAUGGACUCCCUGAAGAGGUGAAGGACUGCUCACGAAGAAGAGGGUUGGAAGUGCAGGAGACUCGGCAUCGAUGAUUGGAUGACCAAAACUGAAAUUAAAUACUCGCUCGAGUCUCCAGCUUCAGGCCAUGGAAGAGUACAAAGUUUAGCUUGUUCAUUCCCUUUCACAGGCUGUAUUUAAGUUCGUCUGCUUUGUUUCUCUAUCUAUUGGAACUAAGAAAAAGUUGUUACUUUGCUUUAUGUUUUGACCUUGUCCUUUUCAUCAUAUUAACUUAAGAAAUGCACCGGGGGUGCCUCGACCAAGUGUAGCUCCUCGUCCGGGGCUAACUGGUCAGGCUGAGAUAGUCCCUUUGAACCUGAACAGGAUAAUGCCUGCGUAGGGAGCGUGCUUUUCUGUUUUUUGUUUGUGUUUGCAUACAGAAACAACGCCUCUACGCUGCUCGUGACUAUUGUUUU
Messenger RNA from Cucurbita moschata (crookneck pumpkin), 2508 nucleotides. Its product is annotated as phosphomethylpyrimidine synthase, chloroplastic. The coding region runs from base 131 to 2074 and encodes 647 amino acids. The record is from RefSeq and is a predicted model, not a curated record. NCBI's taxonomy places the organism in Eukaryota, Viridiplantae, Streptophyta, Magnoliopsida, Cucurbitales, Cucurbitaceae. The transcript has 6 exons. Gene Ontology annotation, biological process: thiamine biosynthetic process. Gene Ontology annotation, molecular function: carbon-carbon lyase activity; iron-sulfur cluster binding.